Melopsittacus undulatus (budgerigar) is the source of this 6352-nucleotide messenger RNA. It is a transcript of the gene ABCD2, whose product is annotated as ATP binding cassette subfamily D member 2. The record is from RefSeq and is a predicted model, not a curated record. Gene Ontology annotation, molecular function: ATP binding; ATP hydrolysis activity; long-chain fatty acid transmembrane transporter activity. NCBI's taxonomy places the organism in Eukaryota, Metazoa, Chordata, Aves, Psittaciformes, Psittaculidae. The transcript is spliced from 10 exons. Bases 1 to 2214 code for a protein of 737 amino acids. Gene Ontology annotation, cellular component: peroxisomal membrane. Gene Ontology annotation, biological process: long-chain fatty acid import into peroxisome; fatty acid beta-oxidation; very long-chain fatty acid catabolic process.
AUGACCCACAUGCUGCAUGCGGCGGCCCGGCGGGUGCAAUGGGACAGGACCAGCGCUGCGAAGAGGGCUGCGUGCCUGGUGGCUGCAGCGUAUGGGCUCAGGGUCCUCUACCCCAUCAUCCGCAGGCGCAUGAAGCGGGCGGGCUGCGAGGGCGGCCCACAGGCUGCCGGCCGGGCUGAAAAGGGCCGGGAGGCCCCGCACCGCGCCGGCAGCCGGCAGAAAUCCUCCCCGACAGUGGACGCAGAAUUCUUCCAGCAGCUGCUGGAACUUCGCAAACUGUUCUUCCCAAAGCUGGUGAGCUCCGAGCUGGGCUUGCUCUGCCUCCACUCAGUCGCUCUGGUUUCCAGGACCUUCCUCUCCAUCUAUGUGGCCGCCCUCGAUGGGAAGAUUGUGAAGAGCAUCGUGGAAAAAAAGCCCAGGAGCUUUGUCUUCAAGUUAAUCAAAUGGCUGAUGAUUGCAAUCCCGGCCACGUUUGUGAACAGCACCAUACGGUAUCUGGAGUGCAAGCUGGCCCUUGCCUUCCGCACACGCCUAGUGGAUCACGCCUAUGAGACCUACUUUGCCAACCAGACUUACUACAGAGUGAUCAGCAUGGAUGGGCGGUUGGCCAACCCUGACCAGUCCCUCACCGAGGACAUCAUGAUGUUCUCACAAUCCGUGGCACAUCUCUACUCCAACCUCACCAAGCCCAUUCUGGAUGUCGUGCUCACCUCCUACACCCUCAUCCGAACAGCACGAUCCCGGGGGGCUAACCCCAUUGGGCCCACAGUCCUGGCUGGGCUUGUUGUCUAUGCUACAGCCCGUGUGCUCAAAGCCUGCUCACCCAAGUUUGGUAAGCUGGUGGCUGAGGAGGCUCACAAGAAGGGCUAUCUGCGCUUCAUGCAUUCACGCAUCAUUGCCAACGUGGAAGAGAUUGCCUUUUACCGAGGGCACAAGGUAGAAAUGAAACAACUGCAAAAAAGCUACAAAGCUUUGGCUGAUCAAAUGAAUCUCAUUUUGUCCAAACGUUUAUGGUACGUCAUGUUAGAACAGUUCCUGAUGAAGUAUGUUUGGAGUAGCUGUGGUAUGAUUAUGGUCGCUGUGCCCAUCAUCACCGCAACAGGAUUUGCAGAUGGCGAAUUGGAAGAUGGCCAGAAACAGGCAAUGGUUAGUGAAAGAACAGAAACUUUUACUACAUCCCGAAACUUGCUGGUCUCUGCAGCAGAUGCUAUUGAAAGAAUUAUGUCUUCAUACAAAGAGGUAACUGAGCUAGCAGGCUACACUGCCCGUGUCUACAACAUGUUUUCAGUCUUUGAUGAGGUGAAGAGAGGCAUCUACAGAAGAAAUGCUGUUAUUCAAGAGUCUGAAAACAGCAAGAAUGAAGAUAAAGCAGAACUGCACAUUGAAGGGCCCUUAGAAAUCAAAGGGCAAGUUAUUGAUGUUGAUCAUGGCAUUAUUUGUGAAAAUGUUCCUAUUAUUACUCCGAAUGGCGAUGUGGUGGUUUCCAGACUGAACUUCAAAGUUGAGGAGGGGAUGAACCUUUUAAUCACUGGACCCAAUGGCUGUGGAAAGAGUUCACUCUUCAGAAUUUUAAGUGGUCUGUGGCCUGUGUAUGGAGGAGUUCUCUACAAACCCCCUCCACAGCAUAUGUUUUAUAUACCACAAAGGCCCUACAUGUCCAUUGGAACACUACGUGAUCAAGUCAUCUAUCCAGAUACAGUGGAUGACAUGCAUGAGAAAGGCUACCAAGAUCGAGAUCUGGAGUCUAUCCUGCAGAUGGUUCAUCUGUACCACAUAGUUCAAAGAGAAGGAGGCUGGGAUGCUGUCAUGGAUUGGAAAGAUGUCUUAUCAGGAGGAGAAAAACAAAGGAUGGGCAUGGCUCGGAUGUUUUACCAUAAGCCAAAAUACGCAUUGCUGGAUGAAUGCACGAGUGCUGUAAGCAUUGAUGUUGAAGGAAAAAUAUUCCAAGCUGCAAAAGCUGCUGGGAUAUCCCUGCUUUCUAUUACACACAGACCUUCUCUUUGGAAGUACCACAGUCACUUGCUGCAGUUUGAUGGACAAGGUGGCUGGCGUUUCGAGCAGUUGGACACUGCUAUCCGCUUAACACUGAGUGAGGAAAAACAGAGACUGGAAUCCCAGCUUGCAGGAAUUCCUAAAAUGCAGCAGAGACUGAAUGAACUGUGUAAAAUCUUGGGAGAAGACUCAGUGCUUAAAACAGUGGAUGAAGAGGAAUAAAUAAUUUAUGUUUAUUUUUAAAAAGUAUUUUUUUAGUUAAAAUCAUUACAACUUCAGCCAUUAUCCUUUGCAUGCAUUGUGAUAGAGGCUUAGAGCAUAGAGAAACACAGCCAGCAGAAAAUAAUGCUCUGGAUGCUAUGUAAGGCUUUAGUGGUUUAGUAUUAAGACAGAAAGUGGUUGAACUGUGAAAAGAAAAUAAGCAAGUGCACAGAAUAUAAGAUUCGUCAUUGCAGCUUAAGUUAAUUCCUAGUGAAAGCCCGAUUCACUGCAAAGAACUCCCAACAAACUUAGGUUUUGUAGGUGAAUUUUUGCCUGAGAUUUGGCCUGCAGAAUGUGCUCUUGUACCGGGUCACUGUGUGCGUAUGAUAUGCCUGCUACGCAGAGCAAACCUGGCAUGAAACUCAGGCAUGGAGCGCGGCAGAGGCAGCAUCUGGGUGAGUAUGCAGGUGCAUGCAAAAAUCUCAUUUGGGUACAAGAAACAUUCUUUCAGCCCAUGUAAAACCCAACUCCUCUUCUACUACUGAAUCGUAUACACACCUUUACCUGCAUUUCCAUAGGAAAUAACAUAAUAGGCUGACAAGAAGACAACUGUCGGAGCAACCCACUGCCUUGUGACAGGGAAGGAGUGAUAGAGCUAAAUAUGUAAUAUAUUUGUGCUGUACUUUAUGACAUUAUGCAUAGCUUCAGAGGCUCUUUGCCCUUCAUGAUACAUGAGUUCCUCUGGGGGAUUAUUUAUGCCCCCUAGUUGGUAACUUCUGGUAGGGUGGAUGAAGCACUGGGCCUGGCCUCAAAUGACUUAGUUUUCACUUGACUAAGUCAUUCAUCUGCUCCAUGGGUCUGAUCCAGCUGACAUCCAUCUCUGACCCAGUUCCUCCCUUGGUAAAACCACAAUAUAGACAGUUGUUUGUUACAUGGGACACUUUGUGAGGGGAAGGACUGUAGGAGAGCAAAAUGGCAGUUUCUAAGAAUACCCUGAAUUCUCAGGCAUGGCUGUCCUGCCAAUUCAAAUGCUCAGCACUUACAAAGGUCUGUGAAAAGUUAGAGCAUUUUGUAACCACUCAUUAAUAUGCCUGUGAUAUUUUGGUAGAGUGGCUGAACACUGCCCUCCUCAUGAAAAAACACAUCAGUGAACUACUGUGCUUUCAGGUGCACUCACUGAUUGUCCCAUCUGCUUUUCGGUUCAGUAGGAACCUGGUCCCGCUCAGUCAGAAGGUGCGUUAAACAGAAACCCCUACGAUAGUGCUGGCCCCAGUGCCUUGCCAGAGCCAAGAAUGAAUGAGAAAUAAGAUGUGAAUGGACUGAAGAGAUCUUGAUCUGCUCUCUCUGACUGCAAAUGCCCAGCAAAUGUGUAGCUCAGGAAGGAUGAGAGGCUUUGCAGAUGAGUAAAUGAGCCUUAGCUGAGACGUAGCAAUCCUGAAGUUUAUUGAUUCUUUUUUUCCUAGAAGCAUGAUUUCUUAGGACUUUUCUGCCUGGUGUGCUUGGUCUGAGAGGGGCAAUGUGUGAGAACUGUUAAGAACUGUUAAAAGAGGAGAAAUAUUUUUGUGGUAUUUGAUGAGCUGGGAAUGUUUGAGGAACCUGAAGUUAGGAUAAACUGUUCCUUUUUUCUGUUUGUUUCAUGAACAAGGGGAAGGUGAAUUACCUCCAUCCGGCAAAUCCCAGCCCAGUGCACUAACCAUUAGUCCAUCUUCCUUCUCACUUCUUCAUUCCUUCUUCUGUGCUUGUCUUGCUGCUUGGUACAGCACUUACACCAGAAAAUGGAGUAAGUCUGCUCCUUGGCCUGCUCUUCAGAGUCUGUUCUUGAAUGUAAACCUGUAACUUGUCCUGGUGACUCGAGUUUUCUCUAUAGAGUCCCAUGGGACAUCUCACUGAUACAGAAAGGACUGCUCUUGGGAACCUUUGAAAGGGAUGAGAAAUUGAGGUUCAAGAUAAUAAGACGUUGUGCUGUAAAGUGCAAUCUGGAGAUCACUGCUGCGGUGGAUGACAUGUGCCUGCAGUUUGAUUUGCGAGAGUCUCUGCUUGUCCCUCUCCCCAAAGGCUGUUUCUUCCUUCUCAUCUUCAAAGCAAAGUUCAGAACUGCUAAGUUAAAAAGAAGUCAGCCAAGAAUCUGUUCUCGGUGAGCAUGAAUGAGAUGACUGAUGGUUUUAAAGGCUUGCACAUUUCUGAGUUAAGAAUGAUGAUGAAUCAGGCAUGCCCUUGUCCCAGCUGCAGUGUAUCCUUCUGCUAGUGCAAAGCACCCACAAAGUCAGCUAUCCACGAGCCUCUGCCAAGGCAGGAGCUGAGGUGGGGGAAGGGGCAUUACUGUUCCCCACCCCUCCAUUAAGCACUUUACCAUGUGGCUGGGAGCUAAACCUGGGUUGUUCAGUCCCUGAGUGAGGAGGACACUGAAAAGUGCUGAACAACAAAGUGCUGAACAGCUGGCUCCAGGUAUGGCCCAGCCUCCCACCAAAGCUCUGCCAUGGCACUUGGCUUGUUGGGAGCUAUUAUGAGCACAUGCAGUACAGAGAUGGCAGCUGGCCACAGCACACAGAAACACAUUUUCUGAGGGAAUCGUGUUUAGUAGAAGAAAGUUUGCUGCUUUUUUUUUUUCUUUCAUGAGAUGAUGUAUUAAACAUACAGAAGAUAUGUAUGUUACUGAUGAAAUUUUAAUGAAAACUGAAAUCGCACCACGAUCAAUGUAAUGGUAUUUCUCUUCAAGUUUGAUACACGUAUUUCUUGGAUCCAGUAAUAGACAUGCCCAUUCUAAUUCAGUAAUGUAAAUUAUCCUAGCAUCUCACUCAGCUGUUUACAUUCUUGUAGGUGUGACAAGAACACUAGAGGCUGGUGUGAGAAGAAACCCUUCUCCAAAUAGGAACUUCCUGAGUAAUACCAGGCCAGUCUUAGAAGGAUUUUCUGCACUGGUGGAUUAUUAUAUUUGAAGUUAGAUUUGUGACUAGAAGAGAAGCUGCCCUGGAGAUGUUCUCUGCAAGCUUCCUGAGUUGUUCCAAGCACUCAUUGGUAGGAGUCUCUGGUUCUAUUUCUGGAGAGUUCUAUCUCUGAUAUAAUACAGGGCAAAAGCCAGCUCAUUUUAUGCUGCCUUGGACCCAGCUGGGAAAGCAAAGCAGAGGUGCAUGCUCCCUGCUCAGGGAAUAGCUCAGGGAGAUGCUGUUCUGGAGCCAAGGUGCAAGGAGUGCUUGGUCUUUGCGGUGUGAGAGGGUCAGAGCAGGGCAGGACGCCUUGGUGCAGUCCUUUUCCAUGGUGCAAUGAGAGCUCCCCAUCAAUGUCUAUUCCCUUCCUGGCAUUCAGGAGCUGUGAUUCCCCAGGGACUAAGGAAGUGACUUUUUGAGCUUCCUUCUGCCUGUCCUAUCUAGCUGAAGCCAGCCAGAUGCAGCUCAUCAUGUCACAGCAUCUGCGUUCAGAGCUGGAUACUGCAAAGUGCCCGUGCACGUAGCCACCUGUGAGCACCCUCUCAUCCAUCCCUAGGACUCAGUGGACUUGCCUGGGACUAAAUCCUGGAGGAGUACAGGUGCUGAGCAACAUUCAGUCUCCGGCAUGGAGUACCUGUACAGUAAAAAUAUGAAUUAUCCACUUUGUUUUUCAGAUAAUGCUGGGAUUUUUUGCAAAAAUGGGAGGACUUUUUUGUGAGUGGGAUUUCAGUAUUUUAGUCUAGGAGGAGUUUGUUUUUCGGUUAGUUUUGGGACCAGACUCAUUCCUGCUUUAGACUUGGAAGUCCUCCUUCUGCAGGGGUAGAAAAGCCCACAUAUCUUUUAAAAGAGUUUUUUUUUAAAUCAGUGAGAUUUGUAGUUGAGUGAGAAAUGAAGGACUGGGUAUUCAAUGGGAUUUUUUUAGGGAAAAUUGCAAUAAGAAUUACAUCCUAAAGCAAAUGAACACAUCCACAUUCCCCUCAAUGUGUUUGAAUGAUGAUAAUGCAUGUCAAAGUGAAGUUUACGAGCCUGUGAUCAGAGAUUUCAGUUGUAUAUAGAAUGAAAUCCCCCUACUGAGCUGUUCAUGAAGCUUAAGAGAACCGAACUGCUAAUUGAAUGUGUCUUUGUUUUGUUUAUGUUUGAUAUUAAUGCCUUUUAAGAGCAGACAAUUUAUAAAGCAAUAAAUUAUGCUUUACAGUUGUAAUUUAUUCCAACCUCAAAUAAAACAUGUUGCAUUU